Messenger RNA from Olea europaea var. sylvestris, 1353 nucleotides. RefSeq lists its product as uncharacterized. The transcript is spliced from 4 exons. Gene Ontology annotation, molecular function: nucleic acid binding; RNA-DNA hybrid ribonuclease activity. Lineage: Eukaryota; Viridiplantae; Streptophyta; Magnoliopsida; Lamiales; Oleaceae. The record is from RefSeq and is a predicted model, not a curated record. Bases 1 to 1353 code for a protein of 450 amino acids.
AUGUACCCGUUUGAUGAGGAGAACACCUCAUUUAUCACUGAUAGAGGCCUUUACUAUUACAAGAUGAUGUCCUUCGAGUUGAAAAAUACUGGGGCUACCUAUCAAAGGCUUGUUAACAAAAUCUUUGUAGACCUCAUCGGCAAGACAAUGAAAGUCUACGUGGAUGACAUGCUCGAAGUACAGGAUGAAGCUCAACCCCCUCAAGUGCACUUUUGGCAUUGCCUCUGGCAAGUUUCUAGGUACAUGAUCAACCAAAGAGGAAUUGAAGCCAAUCCUGAAAAGAUCAAUGCCUUACUCGGGAUGGGAUCACCCCAGAAAACCAAGGAAGUCCAAAGCCUAACGGGACGUGUGGCAACCCUUGGCCGCUUUGUCUCCAAGGCCACCGAUAAAUGCCUCCCGUUCUUCAAGGCAGGCCCCUUCCUCUCCAAGCCAAAGCCUGGUGAUAUCCUCCAGCUGUACCUGGCCAUUUCCAACGAGGUCAUCAACAUAGUCCUAAUCCGAGAGGAAGGAGCCACCCAACUCCCCACUACCAGCAAGGUAAUCCUAUCUCCAGAAACUCGCUAUCCCGACAUGGAAAAGCUAGCCUUAUCCCUGAUCACAGCUUCUAGGAAGCUGAGGCCCUACUUCCAUGCACACACCAUUCACGUGCUAACCAACUUUCCUUUGAGACAAGUGCUACAGAAGCCAGAUGCCUCAGGAAAACUGUUGAAAUGGGCAGUGGAGCUAAGUGAAUUCGACAUUGUCUUUAAAAUAAGGGUAGCCAUCAAGGGCCAAGCUUUAGCUAAUUUUGUAGCAGAGUUCGCCAAUGUACCCAAGGUGGAAGAAGUUAUGGAACCUGUUGAGCCCCCCACGUGGAACUUGUUCGUGGAUGGUUUGGCUGGAGACACAGGUUUGGGAGCUGGAGUAUUCCUGGUCAGUCCAGAAGGCCUUAGAUUAGCCAAAGAGAUGCAAGUAAGGAGGCUACGUAUCAAUAGUGACUCCCAGCUGGUGAUAAGUCAAGUGAAAGGUAGUUUUUCAGCUAGGGAUAAAACCAUGGCCUCCUACUUGAAGAUAGUGAUGAACCUCCUCCCAUCUUUUGAAAAAUUCGAAGUAAUGCAAAUCCUUCGCCUCGAGAACACACGUACAGAUGCUCUCUCGAAACUCGCGAGCAGUAGAGAUUCCAAACUACUUGCUGUAGUACCAAUUGAGCAUAUCCUCAUGCCAUCUACCGAGACCUCUGAGGUGCUACGGGUCGAAGGAGCCCCCACCUGGAUGCAAUCAAUCAUAGCCUACCUAAAGGACCAUGUCCUACCUACUGACAAAGAUGAGGCCUACAAGCUGAGGGAAGAGGUCAGUUCAUUUCCUCUUCGUUGA